Exophiala viscosa is the source of this 1383-nucleotide messenger RNA. RefSeq names its product P-loop containing nucleoside triphosphate hydrolase protein. Lineage: Eukaryota; Fungi; Ascomycota; Eurotiomycetes; Chaetothyriales; Herpotrichiellaceae. The transcript has a single exon. The record is from RefSeq and is a predicted model, not a curated record. The coding region runs from base 317 to 1123 and encodes 268 amino acids.
AUACGCGAUAGAAAUGGAGUAUCUUUAGGGUCGUUGCAACUCACCAAACUGACUUGGCGUUGCUUGUCCGCUGGAUAUGCUGUUAUCUCUUGGGGAAGGUAGGACAGGACGUGGGUCAAACAUUGAUAAGACGUGCGGUGUCCCUCGACAAGCACCCUUCCGUGUCCAUUCUCCGUCGUCGUGAAUGCCAUUCGUCUUUUGCAUGUCUGCCAAAUCAGAAUCACGAAAUCAUAUCAAUACCGUGUUUCCUCCAACGUUUCCUUUCCAUUCUUCAUACUUACCCCUGCUAUCGGCGACAGCGCCUUGAGUUCUCAAGAUGGGACAGACAGCAUCACAGCCUGCCCCAGAUAGAUCUCUGAGGGUCAUUGGCGCAGGUCUCUCGAGGACAGGGACGACCUCUUUCGGCGCCGCCUGCUCAUACCUUCUCGACGGUCCGUGUUACCAUGGAGGUACGCAGAUGCUGAACUCACCGGAAUCACACAUCAGACGAUGGAUCGAAAUCAUCAGACAUACCCCUGUAAAGAGCGAAGCUGAUGAAGUAGCGCUUCACGAGGGAGUCAAGGAGAUGUUGGAUGGAUAUGUCGCUUGCACGGAUCUCCCUUCCAACGCUUUCGUCGAGGAGUUGAUGGAGAUUUACCCGGAUGCGAAGGUGAUCUGCACUGUUCGAGAUCCUGAAAAAUGGUGGAAUAGCUUGGCUCCUAUUGUCGAAAACGGAAACCUGAAUGUCUUGUCAUGGAUACUGGCGCCUCUGCCGACCUUGCGCAUGUUCCGAACAUAUCAUGACGCUUUGGAUGAGGGUCGUGUUGGUGAACUGUACUUCCGGGAAGGUGAACCCCAGAGACCAACCAGAGCUAUGUGGGAACGACAUAUCGAGCACCUGAAGAAGGUCGUGCCCAAGGACAAACUGUUCUUUUACGACGUUCGUGAUGGCUGGGAGCCGCUGUGCGCCAUUCUAGGCGUUCCCGUUCCCAAAGGUGUUCCCUUCCCGAAGCUGAAUGAUGCCCAGGCAAUGGAAAGUUUCAUGAAAGCCAGCAUAAAGCGUGGAUUGAUGGCUUGGGCUGGCAUCUUCUUGACCAUGGGUGUUACUGGAGUUUGCGCGGCCAGAUACACCAAGCUGAUAUGAUCCGGUAUUUUGAAUCUUGCAGGGUGUUAUUUUCCGUUGGAGUUCGGCGCAAAGUGGCUUGGUGAGCGACAGUAGGGCGAUUGAAGUGGCGUUUUGGACAAGGAGUGACUGGCCAUGUAUCGCGCUGCGUUGAAGCUCCAGGUUUUCAGGAAGGACAAAACAUGUAUGCUGACGAAAGUCUGUUUGGAAAGCUUUGAUUUCGAUCUGUCUUAAUAAUAUUAGAGAACCCAGCAAAACCCCCGUAGUUCAGCCUGCAAGGC